Messenger RNA from Scomber japonicus (chub mackerel), 2883 nucleotides. Its product is annotated as epithelial cell-transforming sequence 2 oncogene-like. The transcript is spliced from 21 exons. Gene Ontology annotation, molecular function: guanyl-nucleotide exchange factor activity; protein binding. The record is from RefSeq and is a predicted model, not a curated record. The coding region runs from base 1 to 2883 and encodes 960 amino acids. NCBI's taxonomy places the organism in Eukaryota, Metazoa, Chordata, Actinopteri, Scombriformes, Scombridae.
AUGGAGACGAGCCUCAAAUCGACUCCGCACUCGGUGAAGCGGUGGCAGCUCAGCGGGACAGACUACGAAGCUCGCAGCCUCCAAACCCGCUUCAGCUGCUGGACUCCUCUGAACAACAAGACGGGAAACCUGCAGUUAUUUGAGGAGAGGAUCGGCCUUGUGCUCCACUGGUUUGACCUGUGGACGGACAGACAGAGGAAACACCUGCUGCACACUCUGCUCACACGCUGCGCCAACUCACAGCUCAAGUACUGCAGGGAUUUGCUGAUUCAGGCACUUCCAGUGACUCAAGUGGACUUCACGGCAGUGCUGCCACGCUUCCUGUCUCUGUAUGUGAUGUCAUUCCUGUCUCCUCGUGACCUCUGCUCUGCUGCUCAAGUCAGCUGGCACUGGAAGGUCCUGGCUGAACAGGACUGUCUCUGGGCAGGCCGCUGUACCCGAAGAGGCUGGUUUCUUCCAUACACUCCUGGAGAAAGAGAGUUGGGAGCGUGGAAGAACCACUAUGUCUCCUGCGUGUCCACUCUGGACUGGCUCACUCCUCGGGAGGCAGCGGAGUGGUACGGCACCCUCAACCAGCAAAGCAGCGGGAUAACAGAAGAAGAGGAAGAGAGAAGGAAGGAGAGGAGGAUCAGGCAGAUGAUCAGAGAGAAACUUCAGGAGGAGAAGAGAACAUCCAUGAGAACCAGGAGAGCCUGGGGCAGCUACACAAAGCCUGGAGAAGCCAGAGGUAGAUGUUCCCAGACAGGGACGCCCACUUCUGGGAUAACAUUCAGCUCAUGGCCCUCCCUUUCCUGGCCUCCGAGGACUGUUGAGUCUCCCAGUCUCUGUCUUAGCCUGGACCAGGGACAUGAAAGGCUGAACAAAGCCAGUGGAGCUCUGUCCGCCUUCACCUACAGACCUGCACCCCGAAACACCGCCUCUUCCAUCCAUCGCAGCAAUCCUCUCUUUUUAUUGCUGGUCUCCAACAGAAUUCCUGCCUAUGAGUUGGUGCUGAGUGGCGUCAAGGCAGGAGUGAUUGUAGUUCUGUAUGACCACAGAGGGACUCUCUCAGCUCUCUUAGCCCAGGUGGAGAGGGCUGUUUUUGGGCAGCGAGCGCAGAGGCUGGGCCUGUUAGCUCCGGGAGGAACAGAGGAAAUCCAUCUGCUUCACAGUUGUAGCCUAUCUGAGCGCACUCUGCCGACCCCUGACCACAGAGAAUUCUGGGAAAAACUGUGCGGCUGGGUGGCACCAACCGAGGAAGGAGGAGGUGUUGACAUCUUCUCACCGCUGGCAGCAUCAGCCUCAGGAGUGGCUCUCAUCCAGACUCUCUCUGCUCUUACUGGUCUCAAGGUUUGGGCGCCAACGGGUCUUGCCACUGGAAGUUUUCAGAAUAUCAUGAGCGAGUGGUCUGACGGCAGUUUGUGCGCCGAGCUCUCAAACCAGCAACUGGCAGUCCCGGCGCACCAGUAUGUGUGUGAGAGCAUACUGCAGGGCUGGUGCAGACAGGCUCAGUGGAUGGAGGAGGCUCUGGUGGAGCUGAGGGGCCGACUGGGGCCACAGCUACAGCAGGUCAGCCUCGUGGCCAGGGGCCGAGCUCUUGGUCAGUUUUUGUGGGAGAAAGUCUGUCUUGAGGACCUGUGUUUGUCAAAAGACCUAAGUGUGGCUCUGACUGAAGGACUCACUGCUCUCACCAGAGAGGAAGAGGCCCGACCAUUGGAGUUUCUCGCCAUCUUCCUGACAAGAUGGAGUGAGCAGAAGGAGGGAGGAGAGAGUAGUGGAGAGAAAAAGUGGACAAACGAAGGAGUAGAUGAUUUCUCAUCAGCCCCACAUAGCUCACAGAUAUGCAUGAUGCCUGAACAACCACGGAUGAUGUUAGAUUGGAGAGGCGUAGCAGCCAGAGAGCUGCACCACAGCGAGUGUCUUUAUCUAAGCAGGCUGAACGCUGUGCUAAAGGUGUACCAGGAGCCUCUCACAGCAUCUCUGAAUUCCAACAGAGCCAUUCUCAGCUACGCUGACAUUCAGAUCAUCCUCAGCCCUGUCUCACAAAUACUGGAGCUCAACAGAGUGUUUCAGGCAGAUCUACAGGCCAGGCUGCAGCAGUGGGGUGCAGAGCAGUGUAUAGGAGACGUGUGUGUAAAGCUGUGCUCAAAUCUCAGAGUCUACACCAACUAUUUUAACAACUACACCACUGCUCUCUCCACCAUUGACAAGUGCAGAGAGAAGAAACCUGCCUUUCGAGCUUUCCUGAAGACCGCAGACAGAACUCUUGCAACACACAUGCUGAGCCUACAGGAGCUGCUGCUGUGUCCAGUCUGGAGAAUACAAGAGUAUGUGACUCUGCUACAAGCUCUGACAUUACACACACACCCCGCUCACCCCGACCACACACACCUCUCCUCCGCCCUCAACACACUGCAACGAUGCAGAGGAUUUAUACACAAGUUAAAGAGUAACUCAGAAAGAGACAAAUUGAUGGAGGAAACACAGCAGAUGAUCCAAGGUUGUCCGAACCUCAGCGAAGGAAACAGGCAGCUAAUAAUGACUCAGGAUGCUGCUUUGCUCAGGAGCCCUGAUCAACAUAUCCCAGACUCUCUCAGGACCUAUGAGCAUGUGUCCGAUGUGGGCAUGUUCCUGUUUAAUGAUGCUUUGGUGCUGACACAGCGGAGAGUGCUGCACACACCUUUUACCCUUGCUCACCGCAGCACACACACCUUCCUCGCCUCUGUGGACCUCGCCAGCCUGACUUUCAGAGAGAUCACACACACACGCUAUGUGUGUCAUGCCUUUGUCCUGGAGGGGCCUUGUCGUUCUUGGGUUUGUGCCACAGAGAGAGGUGAAGAGAGAUCGCACUUCCUGUCCGUGCUGAGUUCAGCUAUAAAAACAGCUCUGAAAGGACAUCAGUGA